UCAGUGGGUGCUUCCUGUGGGUGAACACACGUGUGUUUCGGGGAAUUUGCUCUGUAGUUAAAGAAGAGUUUAUAUUAUUAAUAAAGUGACUCUGGUUUCACUGCUGAAGCAGAUUUAUUAGCACCAUGGGAGCGAAACAGAAGAAGAAGAAGACGCCCAGCUUCCGCAAGCUCCUCAAAACCAGCAGCGUGAAGCUGGAGAACAAGCUAAAGAAUCAACAGUUCAGGCAGCAGAACAAAGCAAAGAAACAACGCAAGGAGCAGAGGAAGCUCCGCCAGGCCAUCGGCGACGUCUCGCACCGGACGCUGAAACCACUAGAGCGUUACCAUAAGAAAGCGGGGGAGGAAGAGGAUGAGGAGGAAUUCCUGGAGUCGCUGCCCACAGACAUGAUGGAGGAGGACGACCUGGAGCAGAUCAGAUCCAUGGCGGCUAAAAGGGCGUCCUUCAUCACCAGGGACCUGUCCUCCUGCGCUCCAGUUCACGCCAAGAAGCGCAAGUCGGACCAGGUGCUGGAGAAGUACGAGAAGGUUCCCCGAAAAAUGAAGCAGCAGGAGGAGGAGAAGGAGGUGGUUCAUCUGCUCCCCAUCAAGGACAAACGAGGGCUCAUCCCACAGACCAUGGAGAAACCUGUGGUGAAGAAAGAGGAGGAGGAAGAGGAGGAGAACGAUGAAGAGGAACUUAAGGAUCAAGAUGAUUCAGAGCAAGAUGCAGAUGAAGCUCCCAGCUUCCUGUCGCUGAGCCCUGAGGAGCAGAUGAAGCUUCGCUCGCAGAAGCUGAUGGAGAGGAAGCUGCGGAUCGCCAGCCUGGGGUCAGCCGUCCUGGCCGAUCCCGAUUCCAACAUUAAGAAGCUGAAGGAGCUGAGGGCCAUGCUGAUGGAGACGGACCCCUGCGUGGCCGUCACGGUCCGGAAGCUGGUCAUGGUCUCGCUCAUGGAGAUCUUUAAAGACAUCGUGCCCUCAUACAGGAUCCGCCCGCUGACCGAGGAGGAGAAGAACACCAAGGUGAAGAAAGAGACGCAGCAGUUGCGAGAGUUCGAGGAGGGACUCGUCAGCCAGUAUAAAUUCUUCCUGGAGAAUCUGGAGCAGACCAUCAAGGACUGGAAGCAGAAGAAGCUGAAGGGCAGCCGGGCCGUGUCUCUGGCCUCCUAUAAGGGUCUGGCUGAGGUGGCCAUCAGGUGCAUGUGUGAGCUGCUGGUGGCGCUAUCGCACUUCAACUUCCACAACAACAUCAUCGUGGUGGUGGUGGCGCUCAUGAGCGAACCCUGCAGAAAGGUGUCUGAAAUGUGCUGUGAGGCCGUCAAGAAGCUCCUGAGGCAGGACAAGCUGGGUCAGGCCUCACUGGCCACGGUGAGGGUCAUCUCAGGCAUGGUCAAGGGCCGGAACUACAACGUCAAACCUGAGGUGAUGAAGACGUUACUCUGUCUGAGGAUAAAGGAAGUAGAAAUGAAGAGAGACACGGAGGACCUGACGCCCAAGCAGAAGACCAUGAACUUCCAAGAGAAGAAGAAAAACCUGUCCAGGAUGCAGCGCAAGUGGAGGAAAGCUGAAGAGAAGCUGCAGAAAGAGCUGCUGGAGGCCGAGGCGUCCGAGAGUAAAGACAAGAAGAUCAAACUACACACCGAGACCCUGAACAUGGUGUUCCUCAUGUACUUCAGGAUCCUGAAGAAAGCUCAGAAGUCCGCCCUGCUCCCCUGCGUUUUAGAAGGGCUCGCAAAGUUCGCUCAUCUUAUUAAUCUGGAGUUUUUUGACGAUCUGCUGUCGGUUCUUCAUGGAUUAAUCACGUCUGGAGAUUUGUCGUACCGUGAGAGUCUCCACUGCAUCCUGACCGCCUUCCACAUUCUCUCAGGUCAAGGCGAAGUGUUAAACAUCGACCCCCUGAACUUCUACACCCACCUGUACAGAACCCUGCUGACGCUGCACGCGGGAGCGUCGAACGAGGACACGUCCAUCGCGCUGCAGUGUGUGGACGUGAUGCUGAGCAAACGCAGGAAGCAGGUCACGCUGAACAGAGCGCUCGCCUUCGUUAAGAGGCUCAACACGCUCGCCCUGCACGUCGUGCCCGACGCCGGCGUGGGCAUCCUGGCGGCUAACCGAGCGCUAGUGCACACGUUCCCUAAGUGUGACAUCCUGCUGGAUAACGACAUGCAGGGCAGCGGCGUGUACCUGCCCGAGCUGGACGAGCCCGAGUACUGCCACCCACAGAGUACCUGCUUAUGGGAGCUGCACACGCUUAAGAGACAUUACCACCCCAUGGUGAGGAAAUUCGCCUCUCAUCUCUUGGUUGGAGCUCCAAGUGAAGGAUUUGGUGCUCUCAGCUUAGAAUUAAGCAGAAGAUCACCGGUGCAGCUCUUUGAAGAUUACAGUGUAAAGGACAUGACCUUUAACCCACCGGUUGCAGCAUCGUCAUCAAGAAAGAAGGAACGUUUCACCAUCGGUGAUGCCUUCCUGGAUCCGGGGCUGAAGCAGCAGAUGGACGCGGCUCUCGGGCGGGGCGACGGCUCACCGCUGGACUUCGCCGCUCACCUGGCGCCGGCGUGACUCCGUACACACACACAAAUAAAAACCUUCACUGUUUUAUUCAGCCGCUGUUAAAAACUCUUCAUUAUAAACACGGAGACCCCGGCGGACGUUUAUUUAGAUUGAACUCAUGCCCUGCCGAUUCACCCCGAAGGUAAAAAGCUCAGGUGGAGAACGGGACAAAAUAACGGAAACACGUCAUCGCUCGGUGCUGAACGUCCUCUAAGAACAGGGAUGAUACAGAGGGGUAAAUGCUUUACCCUCCCAACUUCUUUAAAUCAUUUAUUAAUAAAAGAAAUAAAGUCGACCAGACAGAAAAUCUCAGCUUCAUCCUGUCAGCAGACAAAUAAAAAAGGAAAUAAACGAAA
Messenger RNA from Trichomycterus rosablanca, 2884 nucleotides. RefSeq names its product NOC3-like DNA replication regulator (gene noc3l). Lineage: Eukaryota; Metazoa; Chordata; Actinopteri; Siluriformes; Trichomycteridae. The transcript is spliced from 21 exons. Gene Ontology annotation, cellular component: nucleolus. The coding region runs from base 126 to 2537 and encodes 803 amino acids. Gene Ontology annotation, biological process: DNA replication initiation. The record is from RefSeq and is a predicted model, not a curated record. Gene Ontology annotation, molecular function: chromatin binding.